Molecule: messenger RNA, 1611 nt
Organism: Colletotrichum lupini
Lineage: Eukaryota; Fungi; Ascomycota; Sordariomycetes; Glomerellales; Glomerellaceae
Exons: 5
Coding region: 1-1611 (536 amino acids)
Source: RefSeq, a predicted model, not a curated record
AUGGAGACGCCUGAUGAGGGAUGUAGAGCUCCUCUGCAACCCUCUACGUCCCUUCAGUCUCGAUACGAAGUCCUUCUCCCAAUGCGCCUCUCAUUCGUAGCCGUCUGGCUAUCCUCAGCCACGGCUCUAGCCGCCGCCGCCGUGGACUGGAAAACCGUCAAGUGCCAAGGUACGGUCAUUGAUGCAAAGGCCUUGCCUGACAAGAGAUGGGAGGCAGCCGGCGCCACUGAGGCCCUCAACGAGGUACUCAAGGCCUGGAAGGAGUACGACUCUGGCCCGAACGAGGUCAAGUUCGAGUUUAGCCAGUUCGCGUCGUGGUAUCUCGGCGGCCCGGAGAUGUGGCGAUGCACGCAGCUGCUUGACGUGCCUUGCUCAACGUCUUUGACGUGCGAGGAUACCAAGUACCCCGCUGGCCAUCUGAUUCUCAACUCCUUCUCCAAGAUGCACCAAUUCCACCGUCGGUACUUCGAGGCUCUCGACCAGGCACAGAUGGACAUUCAGUCCGAGAUGGGUCUCUUUGCCGAGAAAUUCUCUGUCCCUCUUGCAGAGAGCGACUCUUCGGCGAGAAUGCAGAGAAUUAUGCUCAACGUCAUCUACGGAGUCGUUGGUAUUGCGCAAGCUUACACCAACAACAUCUUUGUGUACUCGGCCCUGUUCCAGAGUUUCCUCACUCAGACAAUGCGAUCUCAAAUCACCACAACCAGCAGUUACACAAUCUUCACCAGUUGGGCUAUUGGAAAGGAUUUCCUCCUUCCAGGUGCUUCACCCAAGCCUGCCUAUGGAACAUUGUCUGCUAUGAUGGGCGACGUGUUCGACAGCUGGAAGGCAGCUGAGGUCGAGUACCUCAAGAGAAUUUUUACUCCCAGAGAUGACGCUACGAUCAAGUUCUUGACUGCCGCGCUGGACAACGGCCUCAUGUCUGCCACCCCCGACGACAUUGACUUCAGGGAGAUGUCCAAGGUGAUCAAGAAGCUCUUCUACCCCAAUCUCAUGCUUGCUGCCUGGGAGACUGUUCCCUCGGCUCGGAGACCCUUCGUCCUGUAUGUUGCCCACUCUCUAGCGCACCUCAACGAGCCGUUACUAACAUGCAGCACCAGCCAAACCGGUCUCCCCUGCAAGAUGAGCAAGACCGAGAGAGACGAUUCUCUCUGGCCAUUCUUGCCUGCCGACUCGCACGAGAGGGCUGCUGCCUGCUACAACGGCGCCCUUUUCUACCUUCUUGACAUCAGAAACGAGGGUGUGGAGUUGAGCAUCGGUCACCCCUCCAUCAGACCCAGUGAAAACAACCCCUUCUCUGCCCUCUUUGGUACGGACACCAUGGAUGGCAAGCAGUGGGGUGGUGUCACAAAGGAAGAUAUCGUCGCCGCUGUGUAUGGAGGCUGGGUCGAGGGCGGCCGGAUGAACAACAACUUCAACAUGAAUUACACCAACAUACAGCCUAGCGAGGGAUCCAGCUUGUGGUUUGGAAACGGCAUUCGCGUGCCUGGCUACGUCAAGAUGCCGCUCUGCAACAACAUUUACACCAUUGUUGGCAAUGUCGAGUUUGGCAAGCCAGAGGCCAACCCUUCCUGGCCUUGUGCUAGUCUUCCCGUCAUUAAGCCUUCUAGAUAA